CUCUUCAUGAUUUGCAUUUUACCCACACCCAACCUUAUGGCAAAAACUCCCUUCCUCAUCCCUCUUAUGUUUCUCCUGUUAUUUGCAACCUUCAGGGCUACUCUGUCGGCCAACAUCACCAUUGAUGAAUUCGCCCUUUUAGCCUUAAAAUCCCAUAUAACUCAUGAUCCGCACAACCUCCUAGCAACCAGCUGGUCCACUUCUGUAUCUGUUUGCAAUUGGAUUGGUGUCACUUGUGGAUCCAGACACCACAGAGUCAUUGCUCUGAAUUUGUCAAUUAUGGAUCUCACGGGCACCAUUCCAUCUCAAUUGGCAAAUUUAUCUUUCCUUGGCUGGCUCGACAUUCAUAACAAUAGUUUCCAUGGCUCUUUACCUACCGAGUUAACUAAUUUGCAUCGGCUGAAAUAUUUGAACUUUGGUAGCAACAGCUUCACUGGUGUUAUCCCAUCUACUUUGGGCAAUUUGUCAAAAUUAGAAAGGCUGGUCUUGUAUAGCAACGAUUUCAAAGGGCAGAUUCCUAUAACAAUUGGAAAUCUAUCAAACUUGGAACAGUUAUAUCUGGAUUAUAAUUCUUUUUCAGGUUCCAUUUCUUUCUCGAUCUUGAAUAUAUUUUCAUUAGUUAAAAGUUGUUUUAUAACUAACAAUCUCACUGCAGGCUAUCUAGAGUCGAAAAUAUUCGAUAGCCUUUCUAAUUUGCAAGAAUUAAGGUUGGAUGGUAAUCAGAUUUCUGGUAGCAUUCCCAGCAGUUUAUACAAGUGCAAAGAGUUGAGGUAUAUAUCAUUGUGGAACAACUCUAUGGAAGGAAGUAUACCUAUAGAAAUCGGAAAUUUGACGAUGCUCCAAUCUUUGUAUCUUGGUUACAACAACUUCAAAGGUGAAAUUCCAUCUGUUAUUGGAAACCUUACUUCUCUUAAGCAUAUUGGCCUUUCUCAUAACAACUUCUCAGGUGAAAUUCCAUCGAUUAUUGGAAAUCUUACUUCUCUCGAAAGGAUUUACCUUUCUAAAAACAACUUAAAAGGUUCUAUUCCUUACUCAAUCUUCAACAUUUCCUCGUUGCAAGAGAUUUCACUGGGAUACAACAAUCUCUUUGGUUAUUUCUCUUCCGAUAUGUUUGAUUAUCUUCCUCGAUUACAUUAUCUUAAUUUGGAAUAUUGUCAACUUUCUGGAAGAGUUCCAAUGAGUUUAUUCAAAAACAAGAGUUAA
This is a messenger RNA of Hibiscus syriacus, 1203 nucleotides long. Its product is annotated as leucine-rich repeat receptor-like protein kinase PEPR2. The transcript is spliced from 4 exons. The record is from RefSeq and is a predicted model, not a curated record. The coding region runs from base 7 to 1203 and encodes 398 amino acids. Gene Ontology annotation, molecular function: protein binding. Lineage: Eukaryota; Viridiplantae; Streptophyta; Magnoliopsida; Malvales; Malvaceae.